AUGGCUAAGAUGAUAAACAAGUCGCUUGUACUUACCUAUAUCUACUUACUGAUCUACAUUAUACUCUCUUCUGGAGUUAUACUCUACAACAAGGUUGUAACUCUGAAAGUAGAAUGUAGAAUUGAGUGGGUUCUAUCUCCAAAAUACUUCAAUUUUCCACUUCCUAUAACAUUGACUAUGAUCCAUAUGGGAUUCUCUGGAUUUGUGGCCUUCCUUCUUAUUCGGGUUUUCAAGGUUGUCUCUCCUGUUAAAAUGACUUUCGAAAUAUAUGUGACCUGUGUGGUACCUAUAAGCGCAUUCUUUGCAUCCAGCCUCUGGUUCGGAAAUACUGCAUAUUUGCACAUUUCAGUUGCCUUCAUACAGAUGCUCAAAGCACUAAUGCCGGUAGCAACAUUUCUCAUGGCCGUUGUCUGUGGCACGGACAAAGCAAGGUGUGACGUGUUCAUGAACAUGGUGCUAGUCAGUGUUGGAGUUGUAGUAUCAUCCUAUGGCGAAAUUAAUUUCAAUGUAAUCGGCACAGUCUACCAGGUCAUGGGAAUCUUUGCUGAAGCACUUAGACUGGUGCUAACUCAAGUUCUUCUUCAAAAGAAGGGCUUGACAUUANUUAAGUAG
Molecule: messenger RNA, 612 nt
Organism: Camelina sativa (false flax)
Lineage: Eukaryota; Viridiplantae; Streptophyta; Magnoliopsida; Brassicales; Brassicaceae
Source: RefSeq, a predicted model, not a curated record